AUGUAUCUCUCGUUUCCUUUCUCUCCUCUCUCUCCUUUCUCUUCCUUUCCUUGGGGAUUGUUCCAGCUCCAGAUCGGGUUGGUAAGCUUCUCGGUGGCGGGGUUCGCUGCUCUCUUAAGCUUCUGCUCCCUUGUCUUUGCACUGCUGCUGGCUCGUCCUACCAGUGUGCACUGGUCCUGCGACGACAUGUUCUCGGAGUGGACGUACGAGCUUUGCCGGGACGGUUCGAAUGUGACUUCGGAGCUUGCCGAUGAUCCUGAAACCACCCCUCGUGAUGUUAUCCACCGGCUAUUCAAGCCCCGCAAUGGUCUGUGCGGGAGAUGCCAGCGCGGCGAAAGGCACAGGGGAAUUGGACAGCUUGACCUACAGCAGGCAUAUCUGUGCGGGAAAUGGGGCGCCAACAGGCCCAGCGAUCUUUUCCUUCAAAUAUAUCACGAUGUGCUCUGUACUCUGGACCGCAACCCGAUGGCCGGGUGUGCUUCCCCGGCAUUGCUAGGGAGCUCUGGUGUUGUGCCUUUGACUAUCAUUGCUCCGACUCCAGAUGUCUGUCGCCAUAUGGCAAACUGUAUAGUUCGCGCGGAGCAAGAGGUGUUCCUGGCCACAAAUUUCUGGGUUUCAUCUCGUUGCUCGACAAUCAUCACGGACGCUCUCAAGGAGCUCUCCGUUCGCGCUGGUAGACGGGGCACCGCAAAAGUGGUUGUUAAGAUCAUGUAUGAUCGCGCACACUUGAAACAGAUCAUCAACAGUCGCCAGCUCGUUUAUCCCCAAGCCGCCACCGAUGUCCACGUGCAACUGCCACCUCCAGAACAUAUUCCAAACCUUGAGCUCGAGGCGAUGAAUUAUCAUCAGCCCAUUCUAGGGACAUUCCAUUCAAAAUUCAUGGUAGUGGAUCGGAGGGUAGCACUGCUUCAAAGCAGCAACAUUCAGGACAACGAUAAUUUGGAAAUGAUGGUUCGACUGGAAGGCCCUAUCGUCGAUUCUAUCUACGAUAUGGCCAUUAUCCAAUGGAAUGCCAAGUUGAGACCGAUGCUUCCCAUGGUUAAUUCGCCAGCGGCGUUGGGCCAACCGCCCACUUUUGCUAAUCCUGCUGCGCAAAAAUCCCCCGAGAAAGAGGUGUAUGCUGUCCCACAAGAAAGUAUUCGAUCGGAGGAAGUAGAAAAGCGGAACGAGCUUGGUUGCGACCGCGAAGAAUAUCAGCCCGAUAUUGAGUCGGAAGCCGCAUGUAUCCAGGCAUGCCUCAGGCCCCGAUAUUCCGAGAAUAAAGUCGAAAGCGUCACUCGCUACUUGAAUGUUAUCAAACGCCCUGAUGUGACAGGCGAUGCCCCUGAGUCGUCUGGCCAGGAUGAAAUGACACCUUACAUCCUCCAUGCACCCCAUAAUCCAUUCCCAAUGGCGCUGGUAUGUCGAGAGCCAUGGCCUGCCUUGAAUCAUUCGAGUCUUUACACACCUCAAAACGUGGCAUUCCUUUCAGCUAUCCGCAGCGCUCAAAAGUCCAUUUUCAUUCAAACGCCAAAUUUGAAUGCAGAAUGCUUGCUAGAGCCCAUCCUUAAUGCUGUUCGUCGAGGGGUUGUGGUAACCUGCUAUCUUACCUUAGGAUACAACGACCCAGGACAGCUUCUUCCCUUCCAAAACGGCAUCAACGAAAUGAUAUCAAAUCGCCUAUACAACUCGCUCAAAUCCGAAAAGGAAAAAUCACGGCUCCAGAUAUACAACUAUGUGGCGAAGGAUCAAACGAGACCUAUUCAUAAUAAGUUCAAAAAACGGAGCUGUCAUAUAAAACUGAUGAUUAUCGACCGGCACGUCGCGAUUCAAGGGAAUGCGAAUCUUGAUACACAGUCGAUUUUCCACUCUCAAGAAACGAAUGUCCUCCUUGAUUCUGCGGAGGUGUGCCAAACUUGGCUUGACGGCAUCCGCAGAAACCAAAACACGGCUAUAUAUGGCGCAGUUAGCCCACGAGAUGGAUGUUGGCAUGAUCCAGUGACGGGAGACAUGGCGGAAGGCGCGAUUGGAGUCAACCCCGGAAGGUUCAGUUGGAUAAAGGGGUUUGUGGGGGCGAUCAAGCGAGUUCGGGGAGUAGGUGCGUUCUGA
This is a messenger RNA of Histoplasma capsulatum G186AR, 2088 nucleotides long. RefSeq names its product IQ calmodulin-binding domain-containing protein. The record is from RefSeq and is a predicted model, not a curated record. Gene Ontology annotation, molecular function: catalytic activity. Lineage: Eukaryota; Fungi; Ascomycota; Eurotiomycetes; Onygenales; Ajellomycetaceae. The transcript is spliced from 8 exons. Bases 1 to 2088 code for a protein of 695 amino acids.